AUGGGGCUCCCUUUACCACGAAGUUUACCCAGGCCGCUUCACACCAUUUUUCUUUUAAUUCUUGGCUUAUUCGUGAUUCAAACAAUACGAAACCUACCGAGCCGAUAUUCAGAGGCCCAACCUGAGAUUUUUGUCGCAGGCCAGGCCUUGGCCCCUACACAUGGCUUAAAUUGGUCUCGCUUUGCUUACGUGCAAUAUGCCACUAGUGCAUCCCACGUUUGCAACUCUCUCAUGAUAUUUGAAACUCUUGAUCGUUUGCAUGCCAAAGCGGAUCGAGUCCUGAUCUAUCCAAUGCAAUAUUUGUUGGAGGAUGAGAACAGUACUGCGAGUAGACUACUUCGCAAAGCUCGGGAUCAAUACAAGGUCAAAUUGGUUCCCGUCCAAGUCCAGAGCCAAGCCAGUGGUGAUGCGACCUGGGCAAGUAGCUUCACCAAGCUGCUGGCAUUCAACCAAACACAAUAUGAUCGCGUCUUGAGUUUGGACUCGGAUGCAACUAUUCUGAAGCACAUGGAUGAAUUGUUUCUAAUGCCGCCAUGUCCCAUUGCCAUGCCUCAAGCGUACUGGAUGCCCGAGAGCAAACUCACCUCUGCGUUGAUGCUGAUCACACCAUCCGAAACCGAAUUUGCUGAAGUCAUGAGCGCAACCAAGCACUCAAACGAGAAUAUGUAUGAUAUGGAAAUUGUGAACAAGCUCUACAAAGACCGUGCACUUGUCAUCCCGCACGACCCAUAUAUACUGUUGACGGGCGAGUUCCGCAAUCGUAAUCACUCGAGUUACCUGGGAAAGGAGGGAGAAUGGGACCCGGGUGAAGUGCUCAAAAGAGCUAAAUACUUACACUUCUCCGACUGGCCAGUGCCAAAGCCCUCGGAUGAGCCUCCAGUAUAUAUUUUAGAUGAAAAGAAACCUGGUUGCCACUUGAGCCCAGAUGAUAGGGAGGUUGAGGAUUGUCGUGAUCGGCAUCAUUGGCUCGACUUUUAUGCCGAGUACAGCAGACGGCGUGAGGUAUGUUACUAUCACAAAUUCUCCUUAGUGGUCAGCUGUUGA
Molecule: messenger RNA, 1044 nt
Organism: Penicillium salamii
Lineage: Eukaryota; Fungi; Ascomycota; Eurotiomycetes; Eurotiales; Aspergillaceae
Source: the annotation of a GenBank genome assembly